Molecule: messenger RNA, 3755 nt
Organism: Xenopus laevis (African clawed frog)
Lineage: Eukaryota; Metazoa; Chordata; Amphibia; Anura; Pipidae
Gene: arhgap39.L
Product: rho GTPase-activating protein 39
Exons: 10
Coding region: 199-3429 (1076 amino acids)
Source: RefSeq, a predicted model, not a curated record
CUGAGAGGAGAGCGCGCGUUCCUGGUUGUGUCGGGAGCGCGCCCAGUGCAUCUCCAUCCUCCGCCCGGCCGGGCACGUCCUGGAUCCGCGAGCAGCGGGCUGUCCCCUCGGGAUAUUCACCUCUCGGCUCCUCCGGCUCCUCCGCUGCCCCCCGGCCCCGGGACACACCCACACACGGACUGGCACGGGCCCGACAACAUGGCGGAGAGGCUGGAAUGGGUGGAGAUCAUAGAGCCUCGCACGCGGGAGUGUAUGUACGCCAACCUCAUCACUGGAGAAUGUGUUUGGGACCCCCCGCCGGGAGUCCGGAUAAAAAGGACCAAUGAAAACCAGUGGUGGGAGCUGUUUGACCCAAACACGUCUCGGUUCUACUAUUACAAUGCCAGCACUCAGAGGACUGUGUGGCACCGGCCGCAGAACUGUGACAUUAUCCCUCUGGCCAAACUGCAGACCCUGAAACAGAACACGGAUUCCCCCCGAGCAUCGACCGAGAACAGCCCCGGGCGGGGCAGCAAUAUUAGCAGGGAGGGCAGCACGAGCUCCUCUCUGGAGCAGGAAGUGGAGGGCGGAGGAGAGAGAUGCGCAGAUCAGGCCAAAGCCAAUUGCCAUUCGGCGCCAUACUUUGUGGUGAAAGAGGAGACAGACCGGACAUCAUCGCUGAGGUGGAAUUCGGGGACCAAAGAAAGAAUGUUGAUUAAAGUGACAGACCGUGAGCCCAGUUUCCUGAUGCAACAAGGCAAUGGCUACACUAUAGACAACCCACAAGGGACCCGUUCCAGGAAGGUCUCAGGAGGGCAGCCGUCUCCCAUUAUCCACACCUUCUCUGCUGAUUCGGAUAAUACCGUCUUCUUCCCUGAGAGGAAGCCCUCGCCGUAUAUGAAAAGGGCGGAUCAUGUUGGGGGCUGCUCUCCUUUACUUGGAAGAGGGGAUUCUUUCUGUUCCCUACAGUCCCAGCAUAGAAAGCACUCCAGUGAGUCUCAGCCUUCUUCUCCCCGUUACGCUUAUGAGCCUCCGCUUUAUGAAGAACCUCCCAUGGAAUACCAGUCCCCAAUCUAUGAUGAGCCCCCAAUGGAGAUGCAGUAUGAUGCCAGUGGGAAUUACAGAGUCAUGUCCCCACAGAAGUCACCUAUUCGCAAGCCACAUACAUAUCUGCAGUCUCCCAAGCAAUCUUCCAACUCUCCCUACCAGCAACUAGUCCUGACCAAACAGAAAUGCUCGGACAGGUUUAUGAGCCUGGAUUAUAGCCCUGCUGGAAAGGAAUAUGUGAGGCAACUUGUCUAUGUGGAACAGUCUGGCUCAAGCCCAAAGAUGAAAACAAGUGUAAGACAUAAAUACACCCCAAAUACAAUGGGGGGCUCUUACUCCUUGCAGCACAACCCUCCCUAUAUGAGGGAGCAGCGACUAGAGGUGAAAUCUGGAGAUUACAGUAGCAUGGAAGGUUCUGAUGUGCGACACAACCAGCCACAACAUCAUGGAGACGAUUCCAUGUCUUGGUCCAGUCAGCAGGACACCAUGUCUUCCACUGGAUACUCCCCAAACACAAGGAAAAGGAAAAGCAGAAAACCUUCAUUGUCCUUGGAACCCAAUACCGUUCCUUGUGAAGUGUCUGGAGAAAGGGAGACAUAUAGUGAGCAAGGAAUGGCUGAAGAAAGACCUUCAUCCAUGCCCAACAGACCUUUGAUGUGUAGGACAGAGAGCAGGUCAUCAGAAUCAGACAUGUGCCGCAAUUCCCCGGAAGCUUUCCUGGCCCAAGCCAGAUUAGCCUGGGAAGCUCAGCAAGCCCAUUUCCACAUGAAACAGAGGAGCAGCUGGGACUCACAGAAAGAUGGCUCUGGCUAUGAGAGUGAUGGUGCCGUGCCUUUGCCCAUGCCAGGCCCUGUUGUUAGAGCAUUCAGUGAGGACGAGGCACUUGCACAACAGGACAGCAAACACUGGAAGAGGAGUAACUUUGAGAAGCUGGGGUUCCCUCAGAUACUACUGGAGAAAAGUGUGUCAGUUCAGACCAACCUGGCAUCUCCUGAGCCAUAUUUGCACCCCUCUCAGUCUGAAGACCUUGGUGCCUGUGCUCAGUUUGAGAACAGCCGGAACAAUCGGAACAUGAUGCCAAGCUCCAGCUGUGUCUUCCCCACCUUCACCCUGAGGAAGCCUUCUUCUGAGACGGACAUUGAGAACUGGGCCUCAAAACAUUUCAACAAACACACCCAGGGGCUCUUCCGACGGAAAGUAUCGAUUGCCAACAUGUUGUCGUGGAGCAGCGAGUCCAUCAAGAAGCCCAUGAUCAUGACCUCAGACCGUAACGUCAAGAAGGAGGCCUGUGAGAUCUUUAAACUCAUCCAGAUGUAUAUGGGUGACCGAAGGUCCAAGUCCGACCAACUGAGCGUGGGGCUAGAGAUUGCCACCAAGGGCUGGAGCAUGCAGGGUCUGAGGGACGAGCUCUAUAUCCAGCUGUGCCGGCAGACCACUGAGAACUUUCGCUACGAGAGUCUGGCUCUGGGCUGGGAAUUAAUAACUAUUUGUCUGGCCUUUUUCCCUCCUACCCCAAAAUUUCACUCUUACCUGGAAGGAUAUAUUUAUAGGCACAUGGAUCCAGUGAAUGACACUAAAGUGAAUCUGCACAUUAAAGAUCUUCUGGAAAGGAACAAUAAGAAGAAAUGCAAAGUCCGAAAGAAAUCAAAGUCUUAUAUUGAAGAGCAUGAUGGGGUGGCAAUAAGCAUGUAUGCCAAGUACUGUUACCGCAAGCUGCAGAGAGCCGCCCUACUGGGAGCCAAAAAGGGCCUGAAUAAGCCAAAUAUUGAAGAGAUCAAACACGCCAGGAAUGCGGUGUUCAGCCCCUCCAUGUUCAGCAGUGGCCUGCAGGAUAUCAUGAGUAUGCAGAGGGACAAGUACCCCGACCGACAGCUGCCCUGGGUACAAACCCGCCUCUCCGAGGAGGUCUUGGCACUAAAUGGGGACCAGACAGAAGGCAUUUUCAGGGUCCCCGGGGAUAUUGAUGAAGUAAAUGCCCUGAAAUUGCAAGUGGAUCAGUGGAAAAUCCCUACGGGGCUGGAGGAUCCUCACGUUCCUGCUUCAUUACUCAAGUUGUGGUACCGAGAGCUGGAGGAGCCUCUUAUCCCCCAUGAGUUCUAUGAACAGUGUAUCACUCACUAUGAGACCCCCGAGGCUGCAAUCGCUGUGGUCCACUCCCUCCCCAGACUGAACAAGAUGGUGCUCUGCUACCUCAUCCGCUUCUUACAGGUAUUUGUGCAACCUGCUAAUGUGACUGUCACAAAGAUGGACGUCAGCAAUCUGGCCAUGGUGAUGGCGCCCAACUGCCUGCGAUGCCAGUCUGACGACCCCCGCAUCAUCUUCGAGAACACGCGGAAAGAGAUGUCCUUCAUCCGAGUCCUUAUUCAGCACCUCGACACCAGCUUCAUGGAGGGCGUCCUAUAGCAAAGCAAAGACUUGGCACCCUGGGACGAGGGCAUAGAGAGGAGGCGCUUACUCAUUGGCCAGUCUGGCUGCCCCCCACAUCUCAUCACUUGGUCACCCCCCCAUGUUACAGUAGAGACCAUCGGUGUUGUACAUCCAGGAAUACUCACCAUCUGCCUUGCCAUUUUGUACAGAAAUCAUGGAGUGACUGCUGAACCAAUGGCCUUUCUGCUUUUACUGCUGUGGCAAUAACCACCGGGAACCCAACUGAUUGGACUUCCCACCACAACUUGGACCAAAGUUCAGCCAAUGAGAUGGAGGAGUAAUCUGAGGGGAGAAUGAUAGAC